AUGUCAUACAUACACUAUCCAGAUUUAGACAACUACCGAUAUCGUAUCGAUUUUAAUGCAGAACCUUAUGGUACUGGACCAUUCUUUGAGGGAACUACUCUUGGUUUUAUUACUGAUAAGACAACUCUUCUCGGUUUUGAGCUAACUUAUGAUGCUAAACAAUGUACCUGCAAGAAAACUACCAAGCCAUCUGGCAUCUACCACAUUACUUGUAUAACAGAUGCACUGCAAUUUGUCGACAACAUCAGUAUUGGUGUAGGAUUCAAAGGUCAGUUGUAUCGAUCUAACAGUACCACGACUGCUGGCACCAACACCAUUCAAGCUACUCGUAACUUUGUCGCUCAAAAUUUUUCUAAUCAAAAAAGCAAUGUUCCAUUGUGUGCUUUGAUUCAUGAAGAUAUUGUUAAUCGUGAAACUGUAACAAGCACCGGUCAGCUGGUAGCUCUUUCUACUAGUACUACUGAGGUUUACAACUUUACACCGCACGCAAGUGAUAGUGAUUAUGUUAUUCCUGCUCACUGUCCUAAAUCAUGCUAA
This is a messenger RNA of Rotaria socialis, 537 nucleotides long. The record is from the annotation of a GenBank genome assembly. Lineage: Eukaryota; Metazoa; Rotifera; Eurotatoria; Philodinida; Philodinidae.